Molecule: messenger RNA, 2197 nt
Organism: Lactuca virosa
Lineage: Eukaryota; Viridiplantae; Streptophyta; Magnoliopsida; Asterales; Asteraceae
Source: the annotation of a GenBank genome assembly
CGAUUACUUGGCCUCUUCAUCACAACACGCGAACCACGUAUCUCUCUCUCUCUCUCUCUCUCUCUCACUUGUUUCUCUCAGAUUCAACGCACUCAGCCACCAGCAACAACCCUCCUCUGUCUCUCCGCCGUCACGGCCUUACGCCAGUUUCACUCGACAAUCCCCCAGAUAACAUAUAUAUUACGACAGAAGCAGACACCCACAUAUAUGAUUCAGUUUGAAGCUAAAUAAACAAUUAAUCACUGAGAUGGAGGCAUCCGCCUCUUCCCUGGUUUGUACAUGGAUAGUAGCGGCCUGCAUGUCUGUCUCUUGCCAAAACGACCAACAUCCCUCGUUGUUGUCUUCUAAGCCACAAGCAACCAACACCAGAUGGGCUCGCAAACGGAGACUCUUAUCUAAAUGUAACGCCAGCGCCAACGCUAACGCCAACACCUCUUUUCCUGGUUUUGGACGAUUAACUGCUACCAAUACCAUUGAGGGUUUCAUGUCCUCUUGUUUAUCUCCAUGCGAUCGAUACAAUAGCUCCAAUGGUUUUUCACUUUCCUCUUCUGAUUUUUUCGGUGCUGCUUCCCUUUUCCGAUCCGGAAAUGUUCCCCUUGGUGGCAGGCGCCGCCGCCCCCUCCGUUCAGGUGAAGCAAUGGCUAUAGCCAUUCAACCUUCAAUGGAAACAGUGACAAAAAAGAAACCACCAACAAAACAAAGGCGAGUGGUAGUUACAGGAAUGGGUGUGGAGACCCCAAUUGGUAACAAUCCAAAUGAUUUCUAUAACAAUUUGCUAGAGGGUGUUAGUGGCAUUAGUGAAAUUGAAGCCUUUGAUUGCUCCAACUAUCCAACUAGAAUUGCUGGAGAGAUAAAGAAUUUUUCAACAAAUGGAUGGGUGGCACCAAAAUUAUCCAAGAGGAUGGAUAGGUUUAUGCUUUACAUGUUAACUGCUGGAAAGAAAGCUCUUGCAGAUGGAGGGAUAACUGAAGAUCAAAUGGAUGAAUUAGAUAAAACCAGAUGUGGGGUUCUGAUUGGCUCUGCUAUGGGGGGUAUGAAGGUUUUCAAUGAUGCUAUAGAAGCUUUAAGGGUUUCAUAUAGAAAAAUGAAUCCUUUUUGUGUACCCUUUGCAACUACUAACAUGGGGUCCGCAAUGCUGGCCAUGGAUCUGGGAUGGAUGGGUCCAAAUUAUUCUAUCUCUACAGCUUGUGCCACUAGCAACUUCUGUAUAUUAAAUGCAGCAAAUCACAUCAUCAGAGGUGAAGCUGACAUGAUGCUUUGUGGUGGCUCAGAUGCUGUCAUUAUACCUAUAGGAUUGGGAGGAUUUGUGGCAUGCAGGGCUUUAUCUGAGAGAAACAAUGAUCCUGCAAAAGCAUCACGUCCAUGGGAUACGGGGCGUGAUGGAUUUGUUAUGGGUGAAGGAGCUGGAGUUUUGUUGUUGGAAGAACUUGAGCAUGCUAAGAAAAGGGGUGCUACAAUCUAUGCAGAGUUUUUAGGUGGAAGUUUCACUUGUGAUGCUUAUCAUAUGACAGAGCCUCAUCCACAAGGUGCUGGUGUGAUUUUAUGCAUAGAGAAGGCGUUAUCUCAAGCUGGGGUGGCAAGGGAAGAUGUGAAUUACAUAAAUGCCCAUGCCACAUCAACGCCAGCUGGAGACCUUAAAGAAUAUAAUGCUCUUCUUCAUUGUUUUGGGAAGAACCAAGAUUUGCGAGUGAAUUCUACAAAGUCCAUGAUUGGCCACCUUCUUGGAGCAGCUGGUGCUGUGGAAGCUGUUGCAACUGUACAGGCAAUAAGGACAGGUUGGAUUCAUCCAAAUAUCAAUCUUGAUAAUCCAGAUGAAGGGGUGGAUACAAAAGUGUUGGUGGGGCCAAAGAAAGAGAAACUGGAAGUGAAGGUGGCGUUGUCUAAUUCAUUUGGAUUUGGGGGUCACAACUCUUCCAUAUUAUUUGCACCUUUCCAAUAGACAAUACUUGCUCUUUAUUCAGACAUGAUAUGACAUGGGGUGUGUCUGUUUGGAAAAAAGAGAAACAGUGGAAGAUGAAGGAAGAAUGAAAGCUAAAUGGCUAAUGCUAGUGAAUGCUGUUCUUGUAAUGAUAUUCUUCACCUGACUGUUGUUGCUUCCAUCUGUGUACUUUGAAAGUAGAUGAGAAUGAAUGAAAUAUUUUGUUGGAUUUUGAUGUUAUAUGUAUUACUUUUCUUUCAUCAUAUGUUUUGCCUCAUA